Molecule: messenger RNA, 1907 nt
Organism: Echinops telfairi (small Madagascar hedgehog)
Lineage: Eukaryota; Metazoa; Chordata; Mammalia; Afrosoricida; Tenrecidae
Gene: CTH
Product: cystathionine gamma-lyase
Exons: 12
Coding region: 143-1351 (402 amino acids)
Biological process (GO): transsulfuration
Cellular component (GO): cytoplasm
Molecular function (GO): pyridoxal phosphate binding; cystathionine gamma-lyase activity
Source: RefSeq, a predicted model, not a curated record
UGCGGCGUUUGGCUUGUUUCUGCAGCGCGGGCUUCUCCUCCUAAUCUUUCUGUUUGCUACUCCCGGCGUCGCGGUUUCCGAAUUUUAUUUUCCUUGUUCUUUCUUAGCUUAUUUUAUCCUUGUUCUUCCUUAGCUGCUCAGCAUGCAGAAAAAAGACGCCCCCCGACCUGUUUUCCUGCCUAGCUUUCCGCAUUUCGCCACCGAUGCCAUCCACGCGGGCCAGGAGCCGGAGCAAUGGAAUUCUCGCGCCGUGGUGCCUCCGAUCUCCCUGUCCACCACGUUCAAGCAGGGCGCGCCCGGCCAGCACUCGGGAUUUGAAUAUAGCCGUUCUGGGAAUCCCACCAGGAAUUGCUUGGAAAAAGCAGUGGCAGCACUGGAUGGGGCUAAGUACUGUUUGGCCUUUGCUUCCGGUUUAGCAGCCACUGUGACUAUCGCUCAUCUUUUAAAAGCAGGAGACCACAUUAUUUGUAUGGAUGAUGUAUAUGGAGGUACCAACAGAUACUUCAGGCAGGUGGCAGCUGAUUUUGGAUUGAAGAUUUCUUUUGUUGAUUGUUCCAAAAUCAAAUUGUUAGAGGAAGCAAUUACACCAGAAACCAAGCUUGUUUGGCUUGAAACCCCCACCAACCCCAACUUGAAGAUGAUUGACAUAGAAGCCUGUGCGCAGAUUAUCCAUAAACACGGAGACAUCAUUAUGGUGGUGGAUAACACUUUUAUGUCAGCGUAUUUCCAACGGCCUUUAUCAUUGGGAGCUGAUAUUUGCAUGUAUUCAGCAACAAAAUAUAUGAACGGCCACAGUGAUGUUGUCAUGGGCUUAGUGUCUCUUAAUUCUGAGGCUCUCCAUAAGAGGCUUCGUUUCUUGCAAAACUCUCUUGGGGCCGUUCCAUCUCCUCUGGAUUGUUACCUUUGCAUUCGAGGUCUGAAGACUCUUCAAGUCCGAAUGGAUAAGCACUUUGAAAAUGGAAUGGCAGUCGCUCAAUUUCUGGAGUCUAAUCCUUUGGUAGAAAAAGUUAUUUAUCCUGGACUCCCUUCUCACCCGCAGCAUGAGUUGGCCAAGCGUCAGUGUACAGGCUGCCCAGGCAUGGUUACCUUCUACAUUAAGGGUAAUCUUCAGCAUGCUGAGACUUUCCUCAAGAACUUAAAGCUCUUUACUCUGGCUGAGAGUUUGGGAGGAUACGAAAGUCUUGCUGAGCUUCCGGCAAUCAUGACUCAUGCAUCUGUGCCAACGAGUGACAGGGAGGUCCUCGGGAUCAGUGACACCCUGAUUCGGCUCUCGGUGGGCUUAGAGGAUAAAAAAGACCUAGUGGAGGAUAUCGCUCAUGCUUUGAAGGCAGCACACCCGAGUCGCAACUAGCAUUCCAGAACUGCUGCUAGAAGCUGCUGCUCGAGAAAAAUCAUAUUUUCUGAACAAUCAAUGGAGCAUUAAGGAAUCUUCACAGAAUUUUCAAGUGGAAGUUUUUAACCUCAUUAUCUUUCAGAACUGUAUCUUCCCGGGAUCGUUUCUGUUAGAAAUGGUUUCUUAUUCCUCUUCCUGUAAUUGACAGGUCAAUUCUGUUAGUAUCUGACUUUAUUUCACGGUAUGUUCACCUUUGUUGGAUGUGAGAUUUAUGCUGCUUUGCGGGAGGGGUUGGGGGAAUCAUGUUCUUCUUCUCACAGCUUAUGAUUUAUUUCGAUCAUGUUUACCGUGUAAUGGUAAUUCACUUGUGAUGUUUUCUGAAAAAUGUAAAUUAUUAAAUGACUGUUCUUAAAUUAAGUGUGAUUUAUGCGUAUUGUUGGGAACAGUGAUGGUUUCUACUUCAUUGCCAUAAGGCAAAAAGUCAAAUACUUGAAAAGUCUUCUACUAUAAAUUCUACUGGGUUAAGUUUGUAUUUAAUAUAUUUUUGAAAAAAUAAAUCUAAUUAUUAUAUCUA